Galendromus occidentalis (western predatory mite) is the source of this 1511-nucleotide messenger RNA. It is a transcript of the gene Tango11, whose product is annotated as transport and golgi organization 11. The transcript is spliced from 4 exons. Bases 258 to 902 code for a protein of 214 amino acids. NCBI's taxonomy places the organism in Eukaryota, Metazoa, Arthropoda, Arachnida, Mesostigmata, Phytoseiidae. The record is from RefSeq and is a predicted model, not a curated record.
AGCGAAACGGAGGGUCGAGAUGAGAAGAAUUGCGGAGAGGAAACAGACAGAGUUGUCACAUACGUGCGUGUGCUCCUCGUAGAUUCUCCCUGAGAUUAGGAGAGUCGUACGCGGCUGUUGUCCGGGAUCUUCAGGAACUCAGUGACUCGGGUUUCGGCAGUCGGAAGCCCUUCAACCUUUGCUGAGUUUUUUGCAACGGCAAUACUUGAGAGUUUCUUCAUUUCAAACUCGUUUUGAAAGAUUCCAACUCGAUCGAGAUGUCAAGUGAAUCGUCAAAGAAGAAUGGACGGAUAGGGGGCGGCGGGCAAGAUUUCUACGAUCCUGAUUUCACUCAGGAGAUCUCCACGAAGAUGCGUGUGCCUCAGAGAAUCUCAGUCGUUGAUCCAGACGCGAUGAAACCUAUCGAGUCAAUUGGCGAGCCCCACGUUACCAACAACGCUCUAUUCAUGCAUGUUCCAGACCGGAUUCUGAUCGAUGCGGGAGGUCGCCACAUUUCGGGCAGGGAUCCUCUGCCGGAGGCCAAACUCGAGCGCAACAUUUUCGAACUCCAAGACCCGAUUCACUUGACGGCGCCGCCGAGGACUUUGACUCUGGAUCAUCAUACUUUUCCGUCGCUCGAAGACAACACAGUCAAGAAGCAGGUGAAAUUCGAAGAGCCAUCCAAUAAUUUCGAUGAUUUCGACGACGAAAAACUCAUAAAUUCGACAAUAGAGACACCGCCCGGCGACAUUUCCCGAGACGACAUCUCAUCUCUCAAGAAGCAGCUCCGAGAUACUCGCAGACGUUUGGCUGUCCUAGAAGCCGAGAACCGAGAGCGGCAACAGCGAGAAGUCGCGUUUUGUUCUAUCGCGCUAUUCUACUUCAUUGUGAAAGGCGUCUUGUGGGUCAACAAGACAUGGUAGUUUGCCGUAGCCGUCAUCUUUAGUGGGAAGGAACGUCCUGGCCGAUUCGGACGAUCAGGUUCUGAUUCUCCGCGGCGUUCGGUUUCAUUCGAGUAUCAGAACGCGGCUGGCUGAUCGACGAUGCGGAGGAUAAUUCGAAUCACCGGGAUGACCAUCGAUCGACGAAUCGUAUUACACACCUGAAAUUGUUUUAGCGCGAAUUUGGACAACGCUAUACGACACAGCCGCGACUACGACGACUCUACUCUCAUCGACGAACUGCAGCUCGGAAUUUUUUUGCCGUAGACGUGCACUCGGGGAUGUUAUGAAGAAGGCUCUGUUCCCUCUACUGUAUUGCUCUACAGAAAGCUUAGACCAGCGAUCGAGGGAAUCCGCGUAAAGCAAGCCGUCCAAGUAUAGCUGUGAGGAAUUUCGCUGACAUCAUCGACGAAAAAUCUCAUGAACAACGAGCUGAACCUUGGAUGGAGACUGAACAGGAAAUAUUCUGGCUAGGGAUAUGUAACUUCUAUCGUUUGAGCUGCCUACAUCAUUGUCUUCUUGUACGUUGUCUCGGGAGGUUGAUCUUUGUUGUAAAUAAAUAAAUCUACGGCAAAUAUUGCGUCGGAAGAG